AUGAACAGCAGAAGUGCCACAGGGAAUAAGUUUGCAGGGAGCCCCAACUCUUUUGAAAAUAACGACAAUAAAGAAAAUCAUCUGAGAGAAGUGGUGACACCGUUAGGGGAUGUUUACAUACUCAAUGAAAAAACCAAUGAGAAAUUUAUUAAGGGCACCCAGAGGAGUGAUGGCACGUUUAGGAAAACCAUCCGCGUGAGGACGGACUACAUGCCGCAGGAGGAAAACUGCGUAUAUCAAGUGAAGGGGAAAAUACUGGAGCAGCAGAACAAGAGCAGGAUUGCAAACUCCAGCACGAAGACCUAUGCAAGCGAGAAUCCCUUCGACAGCAAUGCAGCAAGCGCAAAAAAGAAAAAAAAGUGCCCGGAUGGAACCCCAUUAAUGACAAUGAAAAUGAAAACGAAAAUCAAAACGCAAAGAAUUUAA
This is a messenger RNA of Plasmodium cynomolgi strain B, 426 nucleotides long. RefSeq lists its product as hypothetical. Bases 1 to 426 code for a protein of 141 amino acids. Gene Ontology annotation, biological process: exon-exon junction complex disassembly. Lineage: Eukaryota; Apicomplexa; Aconoidasida; Haemosporida; Plasmodiidae. The transcript is spliced from 3 exons. Gene Ontology annotation, molecular function: RNA binding. Gene Ontology annotation, cellular component: cytoplasm; exon-exon junction complex. The record is from RefSeq and is a predicted model, not a curated record.